Fusarium verticillioides 7600 is the source of this 912-nucleotide messenger RNA. RefSeq lists its product as hypothetical. NCBI's taxonomy places the organism in Eukaryota, Fungi, Ascomycota, Sordariomycetes, Hypocreales, Nectriaceae. The coding region runs from base 210 to 629 and encodes 139 amino acids. The record is from RefSeq and is a predicted model, not a curated record. The transcript has a single exon.
CUUUGUGCUCGGCUCAAUGCGGCUUGUGAUUCUCGUUUCUCAAGGUACCUAUGUGUUGUGAUGUCAUUCUUCUUGACGUCACCAUAUCGUAGAGAAGCUUGACUUAAGCUCACCUCGAGCUCCCAAGCUCAACUUGCAAUAAACAAACCAUCAGCCAAGCCAAACCGAAAUCUCCAAAUAACCAAAUAAUAGAUUCAUCAAUCGUCAAAAUGCGCUUCCUAACCACUCUCCGCCCAACAAUCCGCCUCGCCCCGCGCAUCCCCCUCCGUCCCUUCCACGCCGCCCGCAUUCUGCAUCAAGACCAAGUCAAAGACAGCAACGGGAGUUUCAUCGACGGUCUCGCAGAGGGUGAAGCAAAGGGACGCACAGGCGGCGGCGAAGCCCUCGAUGCAAGCUCCAAGAAUGCACCUCCCCAGCCGAAAGUGUCGAACCAAAGUAUCCCAGGGAACCAGACUGAUGAGUUGACGGAGGAGCAGAAGAAGGAGGUUGAGGAGCACAACAAGGACUUUGAUAAGAAGCAUGAUCGCGGGAAUGUUGCGCCUGGCGACAAGGUUGAUAAGAAGUUCUGGGGAGAUGGAAGACAUGGGGAGAAGAAUAACAAGGAUGUGACGCCAAAGGAGGAUAAGUGAGGGGGAUAUAAAGGCCCCGUGGAUGCCAAUGCAUGCAAGGAAUAUGAAGGCCCGUGAAUGAUACAUAUACGUUAUUAAUGGGGUCAAUGGAACCAAUUUUACGCGUCUGAAUGCUGUCGUGGCGUUGUGUUUGCAGGUCCAUGCAAGAAGCCCCCAUUGCAUUAUUUGUUUUGCCGUAUUCUUGGAACCACCAGUAUAAACUCGAGGCCCAAGGAUCUGCUUAAUUCUGUCCUUAGCAGUAACGUGCUCGUUUAAUGUUUUUGACCAAGCUCGUCAACUUGAA